UAUGUCGACCGAAAUAUGAUCUGUUAGUGUUGAACAAUUUGGACUGUCAAUUAAAGAAACGCGAGUGAAUUUUAUUAUAUCUGUGAAGAGUGUAUGAAUAGUAUUGUUCUCUUAAGGAUUUGUAAAAGGGCCUGGCUGUGCCAACAACCAGUCUAUAAAGAUGUCGAUCACUUUCCAACAAAUUAUGAUGGACGCUGAAAAAUUAGUGGGACGUAUUUCUGAGCAGGAGAAUAAUACUGAUCAUUUGAUAUCGGAAAUUCAUUCGGUUUGCAGUCAGAUCGAUAGUAUGAAACAAUACCAGGAAGAGGUAGAAAUGUUGAACUCUGAAGCACAUCACAGACCUCACUUGCAAUUGAUUGCGGGUAUCCAACAAGAAAAUAAAUAUCUGCGUGAAAUUCAAGCUGAAAAUAAAGAAUUGAAAAAUGCCUUAGAAGAUCAUCAAAAUGCGCUGGAACUUAUUAUGUCCAAAUACAGAGAACAGACUGCUUCACUACUGCGUCGCUGUAAAGUGGAUUUUACUUCCUCUCACAACUCUAAAUAUACAGAGUUGAUCACCAGUCAAGCGGAAAAGAUUAAUGAGAUGGCUGCGGUGAUGAAGACUGCUGCUGCAAUUGACGAGGAGAAUGACAUUAGAGGAAAAGAAGUUUAUUCCCGUCUGAAAGAAGAAAACACCGUUCUCCGAGAAAUUCUCAACAUUGCAAACAAUUACGGAUCCUUGGACAAAAAUCCACCAAAAGACGAUAAAACUGUACAAACGGACCCCAUAUGAAAAAAUAAUCGGGCAGAAUAUGUGUUUUGUGGAAUAAAGCGCACACGCCAGACACAGGGACGUCAUAUCAACAGAAAUCUGCUGGUGCAAUCUAUUUGUUAGACUACCCAGCGAUCGGUGAUACUGUAGAGAAUAACGCUCAGCGCUUCAAUCAAGGGAUUAUUAUUUCUUAUCUCAGAUCUUGUAAUAUUGAAAACGUACGGCCGCACCGAUAUGAGUGACCGUAAAUAACAUCUCUCUGUGUGUGGAUA
Molecule: messenger RNA, 1020 nt
Organism: Athalia rosae (coleseed sawfly)
Lineage: Eukaryota; Metazoa; Arthropoda; Insecta; Hymenoptera; Athaliidae
Gene: Fgop2
Product: FGFR1 oncogene partner 2 homolog
Exons: 4
Coding region: 161-769 (202 amino acids)
Source: RefSeq, a predicted model, not a curated record